Molecule: messenger RNA, 1493 nt
Organism: Ananas comosus (pineapple)
Lineage: Eukaryota; Viridiplantae; Streptophyta; Magnoliopsida; Poales; Bromeliaceae
Exons: 5
Coding region: 43-1161 (372 amino acids)
Source: RefSeq, a predicted model, not a curated record
UUGGUUUUUUGUCCCUAUUCGCAUGCGUCCGUGUGAUCGGCCAUGGACCUCCGCGGCGUACCCCCGUCGCACCCGGAGCGCGUGCGAGCCGACGAGGUGCGCUAUCUCCACUCCCUCUGGCACCUCGGCCCCCCACCCUCCCCAAACCCUAACCCUAACCCUAACCCUAACCCUAACCCAAACCUUAGUCUCCGCCCCAUCCCUUCUUCCUCCUUCAAGAAGCAAGCGAAGAACAAGACGAAGAGGAAGCAAUGGGACCACGGCAAUGGCGAGACAGCUCAUUCCUCUCCACCGCUCGAUUCCGGUAAGGAAUGGCCCUGCCCCGCGCAGCCCGAUCCGAAGCCCUCGCCGGAGACCUGGGCCGACCUCGCCGCCGCAGCGGGGGCGCCGCCGCCGCAGAAGCCGCCCCCCUCAGCAGAGGAGCUCGCCCGCGCCGCCGCGACCCUGGCGCAGUACAACGGCGUAAAAGCAUCCAGGAGCUUCUUCUCUAAGAGGAAGCACGACGACGACGACGAGGAGGAGGAGCAAGAUGCAGAAGAAGACGACGACGAUGAUGAUAGGGACGUAGAUGAGGACGAAUCCGGCCAGUCGGGGACAAGCUUCAAGUUCUUCCUCGAGAUCUUUGAAAGCAACGGGGCAUUGAGGCAGUACUACGAGAGGAACUGCGAGAGAGGGGAUUUCGCGUGCUUGGUGUGCGAGGGGAUAGGGAAGAAGGGGAAGAGGUUCGGGAGCUGCGUGGGGCUCGUGCAGCACUCGAAUUCGAUCUCGAAGACGAGACGGAGAGGGGCGCACCGGGCGUUCGCCCGCGCCGUGUGCCGCGUGCUCGGCUGGGACAUGAAGAGGCUGCCGAGCAUUGUGCUCGACGCCGGCAACUCACUCGGUCAGUCCUUGGCUAAAGCAGCCAAUGCAAAGGAAGGUACAGAGAAAAAGGAUUCGUCGAGUCAGGAAGAAGUUUCUGGGAAUAAAGAAGAGAUUCCUAAAGAAGUUACCAAUAAGGAGGGAUGUCAUGAGGAUUCGACUAAUUUUGUGGAAACGAAGGAGAGCACUGAGCAGCAUAAUAAAGAAGUCAGUGACAACAAAGAGGAGCUUUCUAAUGAUUUAGCUGAGGAUCUCAAGACUAGUAAGGGAGACCAGAUAAAUGAUUUGUUAAAGGAAAACUAAAGAUGAAGAAAAUGGUGAUCCUGCAAUUUUCAGAACGAAAUCAGCGAAGAUCAAUGUAUAUAUUAGCUGAGGGCUCCUACUGUCAUCUCAUAUUCUUCUUGUGUAUAUACUAUUAGAGGUGGCUCAUGUGUCUUCUUCAAUCCUAUGUUAGAGUGACCUGUUUGAGGCAUUAAUCUAAUGACUAAUGUGCUCUUUGGCAAAAGGAUACCAAAGUAUUCUAGAUACUGAAGUUGUAGAGUUUUAAUGUCUCAUGUUAUCUCAGGUCCGUAAAAGGUUUUAAGAGAUCCUUUGAAUUGUAAGCCAAUUUGACUCAAUUAUCCUCUCUUUGAUUC